AUGAAUAUAAUUACGUCUGAAAGCGAAUUACUAACGGAUUGGUUAGAAGAAAUGUUCCUAAAUGAGAAGUUAUACCUGGAACCUCAACUAGAUAGAGCGACAACAAUUUUAGUGAAAGACGUGUGUAAUUUAUUGAGGCACGACAACCAUGUUUUUGCUUUUUCUGUGGAUACUUUAGAAGAAUAUAUCAGAAGAAAGGCUAUUUUAGAAGAAGAAAUAGAUGAUCCGGCCCUGACUGUAGUAGUUACAAUAUUCAUUUGUGGUAAAGUUGUUGGAAUUCAAGACGUGAAAAUAAAAAUACUUCAAAAUAUUCUAAGAAGAAUGACAGGCAGAAAUUACCACACAAAUAUAAUAAAACAAAAAGAAAUGGAAAUUCUCAAAACCUUCGAUUACAGUUUACCGAUAAAUAACGACGUUGACGAUUUGAAAACUUUUAUUUCCAAGUUUGAAACGCAAAGCUGUAUCAGAGUAUCGAUUAUCUCGUUAUGUUGCGAAAUCCUCGAAGCUCUUUAUAUAACAAGAAGUCACUGGUUUUAUUCGCUUAAAAACAUGUAUAUUGUGAGCAACGAAGCGCUACAGGUAUUUAAAAAGCUCAUGCAAAGCAGACUCUAUUUGCCAAUAGGGAUAUUAAUUUCCGCUUUUAGAAUUACUUCCUACAAAAAUACAUUAAACGUCGAUAAAAUUCUGGAAGACUUAGCUAACGGCUCCCAAAUUCAUACCGACCAUUUUAAUGCUUUAAUUUCAAAAAUUCGAAUUAUACUAACGGAAAUAUGA
Messenger RNA from Diorhabda sublineata, 774 nucleotides. RefSeq lists its product as uncharacterized. Lineage: Eukaryota; Metazoa; Arthropoda; Insecta; Coleoptera; Chrysomelidae. The transcript is spliced from 2 exons. The record is from RefSeq and is a predicted model, not a curated record. The coding region runs from base 1 to 774 and encodes 257 amino acids.